This is a messenger RNA of Physella acuta, 1242 nucleotides long. Its product is annotated as growth hormone secretagogue receptor type 1-like. Gene Ontology annotation, molecular function: G protein-coupled peptide receptor activity. Gene Ontology annotation, biological process: G protein-coupled receptor signaling pathway. Gene Ontology annotation, cellular component: membrane. Lineage: Eukaryota; Metazoa; Mollusca; Gastropoda; Physidae. The record is from RefSeq and is a predicted model, not a curated record.
AUGGGGUCUACGUUAAAAUUGUGUCAACUGUUGUGUUUGAGUCUCGGACCCGUCUUGUCCGCUAAUCUGGAUCCUGACAUCACGACUUCUAGACCCGCAGCCAACGACGCCAUGGUCACCAUGGAAACGGCUCUCCCCCUGGGAGACUUCCACGUCGACGAGGACAUCAUCAGCGCGAGGGAGAGACAGAUCUACGAGGUCGUCAACUACGUCAUCCUCGGCACGGUCAUCGGGCUCUUCGGCAUCGUCGCCAACAUCAUCAACAUCAUCAUCUUCUACAGACAGGGCCUGAAAACGACUGUCAACGUCAGCCUGUUCGCGCUGGCCAUCUCUGACCUAUGUAGUCUGCUGACCUUGCAGUGGUUCAACAUCUGCGUCAACCCGCUUUUUGAAAACGCCGACGACCUCUUUCCGAUGAUGGCGUCGGAGGUGAUUUACCUGACAGCGGGGAUUCCCCACGACUGCUUCGCUAGAAUUACCUGUUGGAUAACCGUCUACAUCACAGCCGAGAGGUGUCUGUGCAUCACUUUUCCUUUAAAAAUCAAACAACUCAUAACGCCCACCAGAACUACUGUAAUCAUCAGUUUAAUUUACAUUUUAAUGAUGGCGUCUUUUACGCCGGAGUACGCUACAGCCUACAUCGGGUGGAAAUACUACGCCAGUAAAAAUAGAACCUUACUCGGGCUUAAGUUUACGUCUCAUCGUAAACAAGUCGAGGGCUUGACGUUUUUGUUGUACGGAAUUCUGGGUAAACUCUCUUUCGUCGCCGUCGUGUUCUUCACCGUUAUCCUAGUCGUGGUUUUGAGAAAAAAAACAAUAUGGCGUCGGAAAUCCAUCUACGGGCAUCAGAACUCCGAAUCGAUUUCCAACAGAGACAAGAAAACCAUCAACAUGAUCAUCAUCAUCGCUAUUAUCCUCAUCGUCUGCUACACCCCUGGGACAAUCCUAUCCCUGGUGACCUUCUUCGUGCCAGACUUCAGUAUUGUGGGGAACUACGUGAACCUGUUCUUUGCCGUCUGGUCUUUCGGCUUCCUGUUCGAGACGAUCAACUCCAGCGUCAACAUCUUCCUGUACUACAAGAUGAGCUCCAAGUACCGCAGGUCCUUCUGCGGGAUGUUCUCCAGGUGCGUCAAGCCGGACCUCACCUGGAAGGACACCAGCUCCAACAACAACGCCAGCAUGCGGGUGAUGAACGAGAGCAACAGCUACAGCGGUCUGAGGCAACAUGAGUCCAGCUACUAA